Hordeum vulgare subsp. vulgare (domesticated barley) is the source of this 1940-nucleotide messenger RNA. RefSeq names its product protein STRICTOSIDINE SYNTHASE-LIKE 10-like. The transcript has a single exon. The record is from RefSeq and is a predicted model, not a curated record. Gene Ontology annotation, molecular function: strictosidine synthase activity. The coding region runs from base 725 to 1750 and encodes 341 amino acids. Lineage: Eukaryota; Viridiplantae; Streptophyta; Magnoliopsida; Poales; Poaceae. Gene Ontology annotation, biological process: biosynthetic process.
GAACUAUAGAGAAACGUUGUGUUAUGUGGUUUAAACUUUGCAACGAUGGCAAUGCCUCGGCGGUUUUAAGAUUAAUGCCCAGUUGCAGUUCGAAAUGAUGAGGCUCGUUGAUUAUUUGGCGUUGAUCAUGAAUAAAUGGAUGGGUUCCUAUGUUUGCCUUUUGUUUUCCACACUGGUUGAUUUCUUCAGUUUAUCUGCUAAGCCUGUCCAGAUGUUGAGAGUGAGAGAACCUGCAGAGAAAUCUGGUCGCAGCAGAUGCGGCGGUAGAAUUCAGCCCUUUUUAGAGAGAAGGUAGACAUAGUUCAGCUUUGGGCAUAACCAUUGCAUCAUAUCUGAAAUAUUGUACGUACUGACAGGCCGGUUUCAUUUCAGAAACAUUGUGUUGGAACUCGUUGGCUGCUAUAACAGUAUCCGAGUAACCAGGUUUACUUGAUGAAAAAUAUAUGAUUAGAACGGUAACAGAUUAGGCAAGGCGCUCUUAGUGUCGUCCUAGGUUUCAUGGCACAGAAAGAUUUCCGAAUAAUCCCACGACAAGGCUUCGGACUCAGCUCCGUGACCGAGGAGAGGAGGACGGCCGAACCAUGCAGGGAGUUGGGCUGUCCGUCGCUACAAGAGCAGCUUCUUCCUCCACCAAACCAACCAAGCAAUCCCGUCAAACAAGCUCCCCGCCGAGAACUAGAAGAACACCAGAUCGUCCAACAGUAGCUGGUGAAGCAAAUCAAACAUGGCGAGCGACACGAGGGGUCUCGGCGUGGCGCUUACCGUCCUGCUCCUGCUCUUCAUGCCCGGGGCUUCCACCGUCGUCCCCAGCAUCGAUGCCACGCGGACCCGCCACCUGCCGCUGCCGCCUGGACUGCUGCGCGGCCCGGAGAGCGUCGCCUUCGACGCCAAGGGCAACGGCCCAUACAGCGGCGUCUCCGACGGCCGCGUCCUCAAGUGGAACGGCGACAGGCUCGGCUGGACGACGUACACUUACAGCCCUGGGUACAGCAGCGAGGCGUGCACGGCGUCCGUCCGCCGCCCCGAGACCGUCACCGAGAGCCGCUGCGGCCGUCCGCUGGGCCUACGGUUUCACCUCAAGUCUGGCUACCUGUACAUAGCCGACGCUUACAAGGGGCUCAUGAGGGUCGCUCCAGGAGGCGGCGAGGCGACGGUGCUUGUCACGGAGGUUGACGGCGCACCUCUCCGCUUCACCAACGGUGUGGACGUCGACCAGGUGACCGGUGAGGUCUACUUCACCGACAGCUCUAUCAACUAUCAAAGGUCACAACACGAGAUGGUAACCAGAAUCGGGGACUCGACAGGCCGCCUAAUGAGAUAUGAUCCACGCACGGAAAAGGUGACUCUGCUAAAGGCCGGCAUCACUUACCCCAAUGGCCUCGCCAUCAGCGCUGAUCGAACACACCUCGUCAUCUCAUCCACCGGGCCAUGCAAGCUGCUGAGGUACUGGACCAAAGGUCCCAAAACUGGCACGAUAGAACCGUUGACUGAUCUACCGGGCUAUCCUGAUAAUGUGAGGCCGGACAAAAAAGGAGGAUAUUGGGUGGCGAUACACCGUGAGAAGAAAGAACUUCCCUUUGGCGUCGAUAGCCAUCUACUUGCCAUGAGGAUCAACGCCGACGGGAAAAUAAUCGAGGAGAUGAGAGGACCCAAGGGCGUGAGGCCGACGGAGGUGGUGGAACGGACAAGCGGCAGACUAUUUGUAGGAUCUGUCGAGCUUACUUAUGUGGCCGUCGCCACACGCAAAUAGAGAUUAGUUCAAGUUAUGUAAAGGCUUUGCAUAGAGCAUGCUCUUUUUUUUCAAUGUCAUGUUCUGCUUUUGUUUCCUACUGUAUUUGUUUUGUUCCAUAAUUGCAUUUUGUUAGAUGAGUCUUACUGGGCGACGAUCUUCUAUCUCAAUAGAAUUGCUUCUCUGCAUGAAAUCAAUAUUAAGCUCUAAA